Molecule: messenger RNA, 2437 nt
Organism: Onychomys torridus (southern grasshopper mouse)
Lineage: Eukaryota; Metazoa; Chordata; Mammalia; Rodentia; Cricetidae
Gene: Gnat1
Product: G protein subunit alpha transducin 1
Exons: 9
Coding region: 219-1271 (350 amino acids)
Biological process (GO): adenylate cyclase-modulating G protein-coupled receptor signaling pathway
Cellular component (GO): heterotrimeric G-protein complex
Molecular function (GO): GTPase activity; G-protein beta/gamma-subunit complex binding; GTP binding
Source: RefSeq, a predicted model, not a curated record
GCCUUGCCAGCCUGAUUAAAAGGCUAGGAGACUGAGCCUCACCUGUCCUUGUCUCUGAUUGGCCCUCGGGCAUUCCUAGCUCCCAAAUCCCACUAAGCAAUCCCGCCAGGGCCUGCACAGGUCUGUGGAGAGCCAGUUGAUUGCCAGCUUUGGGGCCAAAAGGUUGUCUGAGGAGACCGGAGGCUGCCUACCCUGUCCCUCUGCCUGCUGCUGGGACCAUGGGGGCUGGGGCCAGUGCUGAGGAGAAGCAUUCCAGGGAGCUAGAAAAGAAGCUGAAAGAGGAUGCUGAGAAAGAUGCUCGAACCGUGAAGCUGCUGCUGCUGGGUGCUGGUGAAUCCGGGAAGAGCACCAUUGUCAAGCAGAUGAAGAUUAUCCACCAGGAUGGUUAUUCACUGGAAGAAUGCCUGGAGUUCAUUGCCAUCAUCUAUGGCAACACUCUGCAGUCCAUCCUGGCCAUUGUUCGGGCUAUGACCACGCUCAACAUUCAGUAUGGAGAUUCAGCGAGACAGGAUGAUGCCCGGAAGCUCAUGCACAUGGCGGAUACCAUUGAGGAAGGCACGAUGCCCAAGGAGAUGUCCGACAUCAUUCAGCGCUUGUGGAAAGACUCGGGUAUCCAAGCUUGCUUUGACCGUGCCUCGGAGUACCAGCUCAAUGACUCCGCUGGCUACUAUCUUUCAGAUCUAGAGCGUCUGGUGACUCCAGGCUAUGUGCCCACUGAGCAGGACGUGUUGCGCUCUCGUGUCAAAACCACCGGCAUCAUCGAGACACAGUUCUCCUUCAAGGACCUCAACUUCAGAAUGUUCGAUGUGGGCGGGCAGCGUUCCGAGCGCAAAAAGUGGAUCCAUUGCUUCGAGGGUGUGACCUGUAUCAUUUUCAUCGCCGCACUGAGUGCUUACGACAUGGUGCUGGUGGAGGACGACGAAGUGAACCGAAUGCACGAGAGCCUGCACCUGUUCAACAGCAUCUGCAACCAUCGCUACUUCGCAACUACCUCCAUCGUGCUCUUCCUCAACAAGAAGGACGUUUUCUCCGAGAAGAUCAAAAAGGCACACCUCAGCAUCUGCUUUCCGGAUUACGAUGGACCUAACACUUACGAGGAUGCCGGCAACUACAUCAAAGUGCAGUUCCUCGAGCUGAACAUGCGACGUGACGUGAAGGAGAUCUACUCCCACAUGACGUGCGCCACCGACACACAGAACGUCAAGUUUGUCUUUGACGCCGUCACCGACAUUAUCAUCAAAGAGAACCUCAAAGACUGCGGGCUCUUCUGAGAUGCCUGAAUUCGUGUGUGUCCCUCGCUCUGAGACUCUGUACGUAAACCAGCUGCCCUGUAGUGCCCUCCGAUAAUUCCCCUGCCUCAGCCUGUUGCUCCACUAGUCACACAUCCAAAGCUCUGAGGCUUGAAGUGCAGACCCUCCCCCAAGUCCCCAACCCCGCCCUGCCCUUCACCGCCUGGCUGCACUGGCCUCUUGGACCCACGGUAGCCAGCCUCAGCAAGGACAAAGGCAAGACUUGGGACAGCUGGAGCUCACAGUGACUCAGCAGUGCCCGAGUGACCCGUCCCCAGAAGCCCUCUGCCACCCCCACCAUCAGCAGCUCACCUGGUGGAUUUCGAUUCAGCAAACAGCCCUCCCCCGCUCCCCAGCCUUCAGCUGGAAGUAUCCCUCCCUCAAGCAGGCCUGCAGCUUGCCAGCAGGUCAUUCCAGCCUGCUACCUGCAUAUGACAAGUCCAACAUCUGUCCACGCAGUGGUCAGUAACUGUCCCUCCCAGCAGCCCAAGGGACCCAAAGUCCAAGCUCUGGUCUGUGUAGCCUCACAUAAAUUAGUGACUUUGAGAUGGGUGCCAGGGAGAGACACAAGACAAACCCAUGCCCAAAUACUAGGCUCAGAGUAUCUCCCAGUUCCUUUCCCUCUGGGUCUUGCCCCUCUGUCCUUGAACACUUCCACACCCCCACCUCAUCCACCCACACAUAAUACUCAGAGCUGGCUGGUCAAGGUAUGGUAUAUUGAAGGAGGGUACUAUUGACAUCAGCUAUGACCAAUAAUCAAGCUAUGUUGAGGGGUGGCUGAGGGCAGAGUCCAACUCCUAUUGAUCAGCCACAGGCAAAGACUAAUUCCAUGUGAGGUUUACAGGCAAGUCCAUGUGACUCUGUUGUCCCUCCGGACUCAGGAUCCAUUCCUUUCGAGAGAGAACUGAAAACCUAGCCUGAACCAUUAGAGACAACGUCCCACAUCCCCCAGCCUCUUCUCCUUUCUUCAUCAAGGGCAAGUCUUUGCUUAAGCCUGUGGACCAGAGUCAGUGCUCCUGUUAGAGACACAGUGCUUCUGUCCAGCAAGGCUAGGCCAUGAUCUCUACUUCCCUUAGCUAUGUGCGUCAACUCAGCAAUAAACCUUUGCACCAGAUUUGCUGUCCUUUCUUGAGUCAGUGGGGGAAGCU